AUCCCUACAUCAACACAACAUAGUCAGCCACGCUGUGAAAAAUUUAGUAAAAAUUGGGAAAACUUGUAUUUAACAUACAAAAUAAUUGAAAAGCAAGUUCGUAAGUGAUUCUUCGAAUUGCGCUGUGCAUACCAACAACAUUUUUGGUUUCUUCAAACGUGCUAGACACCGAGCAAGGGCGUUUUUUCCCGUCCAAAAAUUUCAACAUGGCCGAGGACUUUGAUGUCGAAGCAAUGCUGGAGGCGCCGUACCAAAAAAACAACGUCAGUGCGGGCAGCGCUGGACGGGGACGCAGACGAAGCGGCGACAGCGAGAGCGCUGGACACGAUGACAACGAUGAGGAUGAGCGCUACAUUGAGAACGGCACACGCUCCUCGAAUGGCAAUAAAAAACGCAGUCAUCGCUCACGCAGUCGCAGUGGAUCGCGUGAUGCCAAACACAGACGCUCCAAGGAUCGGGAACGCGAGAAAGAGCGCGUGAGUGAACGCAGCAGUUAUCGCGACAAGGAUAGAGAUCGCGAUCGUGAUCGUGAGCAGCGUGAUCAUCGUUAUCGUGAUGGUAAACGCAGCAGCCGUUCACGCGAUGAGCGUCCCAGCGAUGAGAAGCGGGUCAGCGGCAGUGGACGCAGCGAACGACGCUCUCGUGAGCGUCGUGGCAGCAGCAAGACAAUGCAGCGCGAUGCUGAACGCAAGCGCAGCCGCUCUCGUGAUAGACGCCGGCGCAGUCGCUCUCGGGAUCAGCAGCAGCGCAAACGGAUGAGUCCGAUUCGAGAACGUCGGCGCAGUCACUCACGCUCCAAAGACAGAAACAGUCGCCGUCGCACGAGCUACUCCCCAAGGCCACACAGUGGGCGCGGGCGUGGUGGCGGUGGUGGUGGUCCCGGUGGCAGAUCGCCACCGAAUGGCGUUGGGGAUCGCACACCACCCACCGAGCUCAGUCCUGAGGAACGCGAUGCACGCACCGUGUUCUGCAUACAGCUAUCACAACGUGUGCGUGCCCGUGAUCUGGAAGAGUUCUUCUCCAGCGUUGGCAAGGUGCGUGAUGUACGCUUGAUAACAUGCAAUAAGACAAAACGCUUCAAGGGCAUUGCGUAUAUUGAAUUCGAAGAUCCAGAGUCAGUGGCGUUGGCACUGGGAUUGUCCGGCCAGCGGCCUGGGGUGCCCAUAAUGGUGCAGCAUACCCAGGCGGAAAAGAAUCGACUACAGAGUGCGCCACCUCCGUUCCAACCUAAAGCCCACACCGGACCCAUGCGGUUAUACGUUGGAUCGCUGCACUUUAACAUCACCGAGGACAUGCUGCGUGGCAUUUUCGAGCCGUUUGGCAAGAUUGAUGUCAUUCAACUGAUAAUGGAUACGGAGACGGGACGCUCCAAAGGCUAUGGAUUUAUUACGUAUCAUAAUGCUGACGAUGCCAAGAAGGCUUUGGAGCAACUGAACGGAUUUGAGCUGGCCGGCCGUCCCAUGAAGGUGGGUAAUGUAACAGAGCGCCUGGAUAUGAACACCAGCUCAUUGGACACUGAUGAAAUGGACCGCAGCGGCAUUGAUCUUGGCGCCACGGGACGACUACAGCUCAUGUUUAAGCUGGCCGAGGGAGCCGGCUUGGCAGUGCCACAAGCAGCAGCCAAUGCAUUGCUGGCGACGGCACCACAGCCAGCGCCUGUACAACAACAACAGCAAACACCAUCUAUAGCCACACAGUGUUUUAUACUGUCCAACAUGUUUGAUCCGCGCACUGAGACAAAUCCAACAUGGGAUACGGAGGUACGCGACGAUGUGUUGGAGGAAUGCGACAAGCACGGAGGUGUAUUGCACAUACACGUGGACACCGUUUCACCCACGGGCACUGUCUAUGUCAAAUGUCCGAGCACAACCACAGCGGUGUUGGCGGUGAAUUCACUGCAUGGACGAUGGUUUGCCGGACGCGUUAUUACGGCGGCAUACGUGCCAUUGAUCAACUAUCACUCCAUGUUUCCGGAUACAAUCAGCGCCGUCGAUUUGAUUGCAUCGACACGCAAAAAUACUGAUGAUUAAAAUAUGAUAUGGGGUGAGGCAAGCGAUAGAAUUGCUAAAGUAGCCGCCGAAGGAGCAGCAGCUACGACUACAACACAAUAUAUUGUUAUUAUUCGUUAAACAAAUUUUGUCAGAAUUUUUGAAUUUUUUGAAAGACUUUUGCCAAUUUUGUGUAUUGAUUCGCAAUCUGAAAGAAAAAUGGGACACAUGAAAAAUACAAGUAUAAUUAAAUAUAUAUCUUAAUAAUAUGCAUCAUAUAUAAUUAGGCAUUCCUAACACGCCAAAAAUUUCGAUUUGGAUUUCAAUUCUGAACUACUUAUGUGUAGAAAUAAUUAACUUAUCACUUUUAAAUUUUCCAUUUUUUUAAAAGCAUAAUUUAGACAGCGCUACAUACUUACAAAUGUAUAAUGCUAUGUAAACAAACAAAAUAAAAACAUUUUGUAGACAGCAACAAA
Drosophila innubila is the source of this 2464-nucleotide messenger RNA. RefSeq names its product RNA-binding protein 39 (gene Caper). Gene Ontology annotation, molecular function: RNA binding. The record is from RefSeq and is a predicted model, not a curated record. Gene Ontology annotation, cellular component: nucleus. NCBI's taxonomy places the organism in Eukaryota, Metazoa, Arthropoda, Insecta, Diptera, Drosophilidae. Gene Ontology annotation, biological process: mRNA processing.